Molecule: messenger RNA, 604 nt
Organism: Emericellopsis atlantica
Lineage: Eukaryota; Fungi; Ascomycota; Sordariomycetes; Hypocreales; Bionectriaceae
Product: cytochrome b-c1 complex subunit 9
Exons: 5
Coding region: 227-427 (66 amino acids)
Biological process (GO): mitochondrial electron transport, ubiquinol to cytochrome c
Source: RefSeq, a predicted model, not a curated record
GGUAUUCCGAAUCUUCAAUGUUCAAUCAAAGCGCCGUGGACUCUGGACAUUGACUGGUGGGUCCACCUCUGUCCAAUCAACGUCGAGGUGAAGCCAACCCGGAACCUCGCGAAUUUCCAUCGUUCAAACUGCGAAGGACCUCGAGACGCUACCCUGGAACCAUCCUACACGACCACAACACACUCAUCGACACCUCGAUCGUGCUCAAUUGCACCGGCUCAUCAAGAUGUCUAUCACCGGCCAGCUUUACAGCGUUCUGUUCAAGAAGAACUACGCCAUGUUGGCGACCGUGUUCGGUGCCGGCUUCGCUUUCGAGAUGGGCUUCAACACUGGCAUGAACAAGCUCUGGGACUACCACAACCGCGGCCGCCAAUGGAAGGACAUCCGCCACAAGUACGUUGAGGCCGCUGAGGAAGAGGACGAAUAAAUAUCGACUGCCGCAGCAAUUUGCGCAUCGGGGGAGGAAGUGCAUUACUUGUAAGAAGGCAUAGAAAGGGGAUUCAAAUCAUAAACCUUCCUUUUGUCCACGAUCAAGAACGUGGCCCCUCGCGUGACGACACUCUUUCUCGCCGUGGCGUCCGGAAGCUCUCUACCUUAGAAAUCA